CGCCGCCCGAUGGUCAACAUAGCCAUUAGAGAUGGGCCAUUCACACUACUCAAAAGUUUUGCGCGGCAGUCGGACUAUCGCUGAUAAGAACCAUCCCCGGAAUUGGCGCUAUCUACGGGUGUGUUUUGUUAUGAUAACGAUGCAUCGUCGCCGAAACCUUAUCUUAUCACAACCAAAAUUAGGAAGUUCACCGCUGAAUGAGUUAUCUUCCCACCAAGAUCAAGGUUUGUUGGCCCUUGCCGGUCUUUGCAGGUGGAAGGGAAAAUUUCGGGAACAAUCUUUUGGGAGUUAGUUUUGGUUGAACUUUUAAAGCUUUCGCACGGAUUCUUCGGGAUGACGUCCUUCGUAAAAUUGGUCAAGUGUUUCUUGCUGUUCAAGUUGGUCCAAAGCACAGUUGGAGCUGUUAUUGACCCGGUAGAUCAUGAACCCAACUGGGUCAUGAUCCCAACGGCUUCCGGGAACUUUGUUUGGGUUCAUCGAAAAAUCGUGGAAGCAAAAACCCUCGCCAAACGCGGCCUUAUGGAGUCGGACAUCCGGUUUAUCUUCUACUCGCGGACAAACUACACCGGAUUCGUCCACAACCUCAACGGUCUCACACUCCUCAGCGAGUCCGUGUUUGACAGCUCUCGACCAACGCGGAUCAUCAUCCACGGGUGGCUCAACAACGGAGAUUCUCCACUCAACGAACACCUGCGGAAAGCAUACCUGUACAACUGGGACUACAACGUAAUCUCCGUAGACUGGUCCGCGUGCUCGAGUGACCUGAACUACAUCGCAGCGACGUCGUGUGUUCGAGUGGUCGGACAGGUCGUUGCCAAGAUGCUGGACUACCUUCACGAGAACAGAGAACUUUCGUUCCGAGAUGUGUACCUGAUCGGGCAUAGUUUGGGAGGUCACGUGGCAGGGAUCGCCGGGAAGUUGGUCCAAGGAGGACGGAUAGCUACGAUAGUGGCGUUGGAUCCGGCCUUGCCGCUGUUUUCGAUUAGGAAGCCGGAGAAUCGUGUCGCCGAGGACGAUGCGGAGUACGUGCAGGUUAUCCAUACCAAUGGAGGGCUUUUGGGGUUUUUGGAGCCCAUUGGAACGGCGGAUUUUUAUCCGAACGGAGGGAGGAGCCAGCCGGGAUGUGGGUGGAAUUUGUUAGCAACCAGAGGUCCAACCUGCAAUGCCUCUUAG
Molecule: messenger RNA, 1173 nt
Organism: Culex pipiens pallens (northern house mosquito)
Lineage: Eukaryota; Metazoa; Arthropoda; Insecta; Diptera; Culicidae
Product: lipase member H-like
Exons: 2
Coding region: 334-1173 (279 amino acids)
Biological process (GO): lipid metabolic process
Molecular function (GO): lipase activity
Source: RefSeq, a predicted model, not a curated record